This is a messenger RNA of Anopheles marshallii, 282 nucleotides long. RefSeq lists its product as uncharacterized. The record is from RefSeq and is a predicted model, not a curated record. NCBI's taxonomy places the organism in Eukaryota, Metazoa, Arthropoda, Insecta, Diptera, Culicidae. The transcript is spliced from 2 exons. Bases 1 to 282 code for a protein of 93 amino acids.
AUGCGUACAGUAACGCAACUGGUAGCACUCGUUGGUGUGACAUUAGUACUGCUGCUAGUAUUCACCGAGGUGGCAGCCUCCAGUCCUCUGUCGCUGAAUUCUCCAGACAUACAGACACGCAUGCAGCCCAAUGCAUUACCCAUUUCGGGUGGUGUUCAAUCCCGUAGCGCCAUGGUCCAGACACUCACCUGCACGAAUCCUACCUGCUCUGCCCAGUGCCGUGGACGUGGCUAUCGUCGAGGAUCGUGCACCAUCGGGCGUUGCUUCUGUUCGUACGUUUAG